This is a messenger RNA of Exaiptasia diaphana, 1460 nucleotides long. Its product is annotated as opioid-binding protein/cell adhesion molecule. Lineage: Eukaryota; Metazoa; Cnidaria; Anthozoa; Actiniaria; Aiptasiidae. The transcript has 8 exons. Gene Ontology annotation, molecular function: protein binding. Gene Ontology annotation, biological process: cell-cell adhesion. Bases 171 to 1460 code for a protein of 429 amino acids. The record is from RefSeq and is a predicted model, not a curated record.
AUUGUCAAAGGCACUUUGCAAAGAAAGUUUUGACAGAUCGAUCACAUUCAUACUAUGCUGCAGUCCGAUUUACUAACAUCCCUGAUGACAAUGUGUACGUAGUGAAAGGUCAAACUGCUAGAUUUACGUGGGACUACCAUGUUGAUAAUAUCAACACAGAGUUUGAUUCUAUGUCACCAAGAUGGUAUUUCUAUAACUACAGUUCUAUGAUUGGAUAUGCCGACAGAUAUGAUGGACGUAAAUUUAGAAUUUAUGAAAGAACUUGUCCAGCUCGAUUACGAACACCUACAGUACGAGUGAGUAUGGAGGGUAAAGCUACUUUGGUCAUCACAAAUGUAACCCUGGCUGAUUCUGGUACAUAUGUCUGCACACUGUUUUUACUCAGUGGUUCUCUCAGCUCGAUGCCAACAAGCAAAGCUCUACUGAUUGUUACAGAUACUCCAAAAUUUACUUCAAAACCCAAACCAAACGCAAUUGUCAUUGAAAACUCAGACUUGGACUCCACUUGCACAGCAGUUGGGACUCCAACACCAAAUGUUACUUGGGUACACGUUAUAAGAGGGGUUACUCUUAGUAAAGGUCUAGGGACUGCAAAACUAAGGUUACAAAAUAUUAACAGGACGCAGAGUGGGCCGUACGAGUGUCAUGCAAUCAACAACCCCAAUGAGAGACCUGUUGUUGCUAAAACUAUGGUUACAGUCUAUUACAAACCGACGGUUGAAAAGGCAUCUUCUACGGUUAACAUCAGCUCAUGGGCUGGCAACACAAUACGCCUGAGGUGUAAAUGGUCUAGUUCACUUCCAAGUCCAAGCUGGACAUGGUAUAAACCAAAUGGUGACCGCAUCACCAAUAUCAGUAGUAUUGGAAGGGGUAGUGAGGUCACUGUGGUGACUGGACAUGACAACGAUGAUUACGGAACGUACACUUGUAAAGCAACAAAUAUUGCUGGUAGUGAUCAGCAUAACAUAUCAGUCACUCGUCUCUUUCCACCUAGUCCGCCACAAGUCAUUGAAGUUGUAGGUAUUCAAUCAUCAUCAGUCAUGAUUAUCUGGACAAGACCAGUGGACAAUGGAGGAAGUCCUGUCGCUAAUUACAAACUCCUCAUUGAUUCUAAGAUUCUAUACGUCAAUUCAUCAAGCGCUCUGGCCUAUAAAGAGAUUUCUGGUUUAAAAGACGGCAAGACAUAUAAUGUCACCGUUUUGUCCGGGAAUAUUGCAGGAUAUGGUCUCGGUUCUAGCAAAGUAUUCAAGACUACUAAACAUGGAGCAAAAAGCAAGUCAUUACAGUGUAAUGACACUACUACAGUUGGUGUACUGGCUGCAUUCUUUACUAUUUCUUUGAUAGCCAUCUUCAUACUUUUAGCUUUCAUCUUCUGGAAGCAUAGGAGGAGAAACCCACAAAACACAAAACAAGAACAAAAAAGCGACGCUGUGUAURCCGUAAGUAUUGAUUUUAAUUAA